GAGAUCAGCUGAUCCUCCAGCAGCAGCAGCAGUAGUGAAAAGUUAAUAGUGCUGUUGAUAGUAGUGCUGUUGGUAGUAGUGAUAGUGUUGGUGGUGGGGAUUUAACAGCAUGGCAGCGCGGAAAGCUCGUAAAGGCAGUAACGUGUCUGACACUCUGGAAGGCCAGCAUGGAGUGGAUAAACUGAGGAAGAGGAAGGAGCUCUUCAUCCAGCAGUUUGAGAAAGAAGCACAUGAACGGAUCAACGAAAUGGAGGCCAAGCUGGACAAACUGCUGGCUACUGUGGACCGAGCUUACAAGAUCGAAAUGAUGAAGCUUCCGCAGUCCCUCCACACCACACUGAUUAAAGAUAUAAUGAAGGCCCAGGAAACUUCGGUUGGAGAAGUCACAAUGGCGAUCACAGCCGCGUCUCCAGAGAUCAGCAAGCCACUAAGCAGGAAGCCCAGUAAAAAAGGAAAGUCCAGCACCACUGCAGCGCAGCAGAAAUCCACCAAUCAGAACAAGACAGAAGAUGCCACCAAGAGGCAAACAAAGACGAGGAAAAUGAAGCCCAGUAACAGCACUGGAAGUCUCAGAUGUGCCUCAACAAUCAGCUCCAUGAGGACCAAUAGCCGAGUGGUCAAAGUCAGUGAUCAAGCACUUGUGUCUGGUUUGAAAGCCAGAACAAUAAGUCGAUCCCUGAGUGAAGAUCUCUCCACCAGCGCUACAGCUUUAAUCACCACGUCUCUGGGAGAGACUCUGCUUCUGUCUGAGGAGAAUAAGGAUCAGGUUGAACUUGAACUUCUGGAUGAUCUGGCGUUAAGCCAAAUGCGCAGGAUUAAGGAUCUGAUGGAGUACCUGUGCAACAAAGUGAAAGUGAAUAUGACUCACUGAGGCUAAACUAGAGAAACAAAUGUUUUAAAUAUUUUUUUGUAAAAUAAAUUAAUAUUUACACAAGUAA
Messenger RNA from Astyanax mexicanus (Mexican tetra), 938 nucleotides. It is a transcript of the gene cdca9, whose product is annotated as cell division cycle associated 9. Gene Ontology annotation, biological process: mitotic sister chromatid segregation. Gene Ontology annotation, cellular component: chromosome passenger complex; chromosome, centromeric region; spindle midzone. NCBI's taxonomy places the organism in Eukaryota, Metazoa, Chordata, Actinopteri, Characiformes, Acestrorhamphidae. The coding region runs from base 110 to 871 and encodes 253 amino acids. The transcript is spliced from 10 exons. The record is from RefSeq and is a predicted model, not a curated record.